Messenger RNA from Oldenlandia corymbosa var. corymbosa, 1005 nucleotides. Lineage: Eukaryota; Viridiplantae; Streptophyta; Magnoliopsida; Gentianales; Rubiaceae. The record is from the annotation of a GenBank genome assembly.
AUGAAAUCACCACCGCCACCACUCCUUGUCAUGUCACCUCCUCCCUCACACAUAAGUUCGCCUCCACCUUCUCCACCACCAACAAAAUCACCACCACUUGCCGUGUCACACCCUCCCCCGCCACCCACAAUUUCGCCUCCACCUCCUCCACCACCAACAAAAUCACCACCACCACCCCUGCCCUUGAAGACAUCCCCUCCACCUCCUCCAACUUACAAAUCACCAUCGACACCACCUCCACCAAAUAAGUUGCCAUUGCCACCCCCUCCAAUGUAUAAAUCUCCACCACCUCCUUCUCCACCACAAAAGUCUCCAUCACCUCCACCGCCACCACCACUGAAAAACUCACCACCACCACCCCCUCCACCUUACAAAUCACCAUCACUAACACCUCCUCCACCACAGAAACAAAACAAGUCGCCACCCCCACCCCUUCCAAUAUUCAAAUCACCGCCACCACCACCUCCACCUCAAAAAUCACCAUCACAACCACCACCACCUCCAACACCAAAAUCACUAUCACCACCCCCACCACCUCUACCAAACUUGUCCCCACCACCACCUCCUCCACCACAGAAGUCACCAUCAUUACCACCACCACCUCCUUCCCCAGAAAAGUCACUAUCUCCUCCCCCUCCUCCAACUUACAAAUUACCACCGCCUCCUCCUCCUCCAACUAUUAAAUCACCAUCACCUUCUCCUCCACCUCAAAAGUCACCUCCACCACCUCCCCCUUCACUUCAAAAAUCACCUCCACCUCCAGAAACCACAUGUGCUCCUAAAGGUUCAUCCCCACCACCUCCUAAGAAAUCUCUUCCACCACCUCGAAAGAGGUCACCACCUCCACCCCGUAAAAUAUCACCACCACCUCCAAAGAAAUCUUGUCCACCACCUCGAAAAAGAUCACCACCUCUACCCCGUAAAAGAUCACCACCACCUCCGCGCCGUAAAACAUCUCCACCUCCACCUCGAAAAGGCUUUUUUCUUGGGCCUAUUCUGAGGUAA